CAGCAUUGGGUGGUAAGACGGUGGUGGAACGCAAUGCAGCCGGAUGGGUUAUUGAUAAGGCUAACUCACUGUUUCUCAGCUGGAUGGGUCCUGGUACCAUUUAGUAGCAUUCAAAAUGGCACACAUGGGACAUUUACAAUCAAAAAAGUAGAGUCAAUAUUCUCCGCAACGUUUAUCUAGAAACCACACUCCUCGACAAAAAAUGCAUGAACAAUUUUCUUGCAAUCCGUCGCAAACAAAUGUCCCUAGUCAGUCUGAUGGGAAUUCUCAUCAACAAAACAUACAGGGACAAUUUACUGUUAACCAAUCUCCAAAGAAAUAUGCACCUGGGCAAAUCCAGUGUUGUUCCCAAGCGGGAUAUACACAAGAACAAUUCAAAGAUAAUCCUCAGAAUGCACAAUUUGCUGGUAAUUCUCCUCCGCAAGAAAACCUACCAAGAAUCGAGUGUCAUCAUCCACCAGGAUGUAUACACAAACAAUAUCUGGAUAAUCCUUCUAAGGGAAGUGCUUCUGGACAGUUUGAUGGCAAUUUAAAUCAACAAAACGUACCCAAACAAUUCGCUUAUAAUCCCCCUCCACAAGGAAACGUACCCGAACAAAGCCAGUGUUAUCCCCCUCAAGGAUACAUGCACAGACCCGCCCUACCACAUCAACAACAAGAAAACAUGUCCGGGUAUCAACAUGGACACAUUCCAGGAAAUCCAUCAAAAGGAAUUGUAACUAAACAAUUCGAGAACAAUUUGCAGCAACUAAACUUACCUGGACAAUUCGCUGGUAAUCCCCUUACACGAGAACACUUAUUUGGAGAGCUUCAGUUUUAUCCUCAAUCAGGAUAUACACGUGAACAAUUCUCAGGUAAUCCUUCAAAGGGAAAUCCAGCUGAACAAUUAUAUGGUUAUUCGCAACAAGGAAACAUACAUGGACAAUAUGCCGGGUAUCCCUUUACACAAGGAAACAUAGCUGAACAAAUCAAGCUAUAUCCUCAAAAGUCGUAUAUGCACGAGCAAUAUCCGGGUAAUCCUCCUAGGGGUAGAGCAGCUGUACAAUUAGAUGGCAAUUUGCAACAACAAAACUUCCUUGGACAAUUUGCUUGCAAUCUGCCACCACAAGAAAACAAAUCUGGACAAUUUGAGUGUCAUAAUCAUCCUGGGUAUAUAUAUGAAGAGUUUCCGGGUAAAGUUGACGGUAAUCUUUCAAAGGGAAAUACAUCUGAGCAUGUAUAUGGCAAUUCCCAACAACACAACGUGGCUAAACAAAUCGAAAGCAUUCCCCCUCCACAAGGAAGGAUACUUGGACAAGUCCAGUUUUAUCCCCCUCGAGGAUACAUAAACAGACCAGGCACGGGAUAUCCUUCACAUGAGCAAUCAGCUGGUUAUCCCCCGCAAGAAUACAUCGACGGGACAUUUCCUGAAUACCCAUCUAGAGACAGAGAGGUUCAUUUCCAAGACAAGAUGUGCAAAGAUGAUAAAAGGGCAGAGCAAACAGCAUAUCUGCACGAGGCACCUCUAUCAGGGCAAAAGGCAUCAGGUAUCGCAUCUGCUCGACCACACUGUGCACCACAAACGGAAGAGACUCCAACACGAAGGGUAUCAAACCAGCCCGCCUAUUGUCAGACCCAAGAAAUGCCCCAUGUCGAACACCAAAGUCCAGAAAAUAAUUCUCCUGGGCAAAUGGCUCCACCUGUAAAGGCUUCUAGCCAGAUGUACACUAACAGCUACCAAGAAAAUAUCAUUGGAGGAAUUACAAGAACCGAUACCCAGCAAUACCCAUAUUUUCCACAUAGCUCUGGUAAUCACCAAAAUAGUCAAUCGUACUAUGGAAAAGAACUGGGGCCUCCUCCAAUUGGUUUCCAAUUGCCUGUUAUGGGGAGAAUUGGUACGGAUUCAUUACAACACGGAUCUCGAAACUGUGAAUUGGAUAACACCAGAGAAAGGGUGGAAUGUACAUGCUUGUCAGAGCCCGGACAUGAUAGCAAUCGAGGUCAAUAUAUAGAAGAGCGCACGCAUGAAGGCUCAAACAUCAGUAAAAGAGUUCCGAGUGGACAGACCAAUACCCACCUUAAAAUUGAGAUAACGGGUUUUAACAAGAUAACGCUACUCAGUACGAUCAAGCGUUUCUUUCAAAACGAAAAGAAGACAGGUGCACAAGCAGUUAACACAGAAUACAACCAAAAUGAUAACAUUGCUCUGGUUGAAUAUGCCGAGGCGGAUGCUUUAGAAGCGGUUCUUCAAAAACAUAAUGAUACUCCGUUUUAG
Owenia fusiformis is the source of this 2254-nucleotide messenger RNA. The record is from the annotation of a GenBank genome assembly. Lineage: Eukaryota; Metazoa; Annelida; Polychaeta; Sabellida; Oweniidae.